AUGGCAAACUGCCUUGCAGCUCCUAGACGGCCACUUCUGGCACUGCCUUUCCUUCUGCCCUCUCCUUACGAGUGUGUCACCCUAGGUUUGCGACGCAAUCAGUCUUCAUACAGGCGCACAAAGCAGCGUCUACGUGUCAAGCCAGAUGCCUCAUUUGGCUCCUCUGUGAGCCAUUCUCAAGAGGACCAUAUUAUCUACAACCCACCGUCAAGUGCGCCGUCCGUCUACCACACGCCCACUAAAUUUUUGCCCUCUGAUGAUAUCCGGAGAAAUUUGCGCAACGCGUCUGUCAAGGGUAGCAACGCCGAAUCACUUCCCCUCGCAGUCAAAGUGACCACCGAGAAAAAAUACCAUCUAAACCCAUCGGAUAUAAGAGAGAUUCGCAGGCUCAGGGCCACUGAUCCAAUGACAUGGAGUCGGUUGAAGUUGGCCAAGCGCUUCGACUGUUCCCCAAUGUUUAUUGCAAUGGUCUGUGAGGCUAGUCCAGAGAGGAAAGAAAUCCAGAAGCGUAUCUUGGAAGCUGUGCAAUCAAGAUGGGGAUCGAAACGUCGGAUGGCCAGAGAAGACCGACAGCUGCGGAAGGAGACAUGGGGAAGGGAUCAGUAA
Molecule: messenger RNA, 606 nt
Organism: Aspergillus niger
Lineage: Eukaryota; Fungi; Ascomycota; Eurotiomycetes; Eurotiales; Aspergillaceae
Product: mitochondrial 54S ribosomal protein mL58
Exons: 1
Coding region: 1-606 (201 amino acids)
Cellular component (GO): mitochondrial large ribosomal subunit
Molecular function (GO): structural constituent of ribosome
Source: RefSeq, a predicted model, not a curated record